AUGACAUUUUAUGGCCAAACAACCGACGGUAUCCCGGAUAGAGGCCAUGUACUAUUCAUUACUGCGCUUGUAAUGGUGCUCAUUGCGACCAUCUUUGUCACCAUUCGACUGGCAACCAGGGUUCAUCUGAAGCAGUUCGGCUGGGAUGACCUUUUCCUCAUCAUUGCCCUACUGGCAUCGGCCAUGACAACAGCCGCUAUCAAUUUGUCCGUCGUGCAUGGUUAUGGCAGGAAAAAAGCGGAUAUGGGAGAGAGUAUACAUAUAGCUCUUAAGUGGUUUUUUGUUGCCCAGGUUCCCUAUAAGAUUGCUCUAGGCUUUACGAAAGCUUCUAUCGUCCUCCUUUACCUCCGAAUAUUUAUUACAAAGUCUUUCCAACGCGUGGGAAAGGCUUUUCUGGCCAUCAUUGCCGCAUGGACAGUCGCGUCAGUCCUCGUGACAAUUUUUCAGUGUAUCCCAAUCGAAGCUUCUUGGAACCACAAUAUCAAGGCCAAACGAUGCGUGGAUAAAGAUAGCUGGUGGUAUGCAUUUGCAGCAAUGAACACCGUUACCGACGUUUCGAUCGCCAUUCUCCCCAUCCCCCCAGUUCGCCACCUGAAGCUUUCGAAGCGCGACCGAAUUGGGCUUUGCUUUGUUUUCGGUGUCGGGGCAUUCGUCUGCGUCACUAGUAUCCUCCGUACAGUCGCAGUAUCUCAAACAUCGACUGGCUUAGAUCAAAGCUGGGAUUUCAUCCCUCGCUCAGUCUGGACUCUGGUCGAGUGCAACACGGGAAUAAUCUGUGCAUGUCUCCCUAUGAUGCGCCAGCCGCUAAGCUUUCUGUUUCCAUCGCUUUUCAGAGGCUCGUCUCAGAAUGAAUCAGAAAACCUUCGCUAUGCUCCGAUUGAACUGAGGUAUACAAAGCGCCAACAGCGUCCGGGAGGGAGUCAAAGCCAAGAGAACAUUUUACAAUCGGAUGUGCGAGGCGGAGUGGCUUUGGUCGAGGAACAAGGUAAUCACGUCUGUUUUACGACAGAGAUCCAGCAAAAUGUUAUGAAUGGGAAUAUGAACUUGAAGGGACACCAUUUGUCAUCCUCUUCAAAGUUCAUCCAAGGUUAA
Molecule: messenger RNA, 1092 nt
Organism: Penicillium egyptiacum
Lineage: Eukaryota; Fungi; Ascomycota; Eurotiomycetes; Eurotiales; Aspergillaceae
Source: the annotation of a GenBank genome assembly